Eutrema salsugineum is the source of this 756-nucleotide messenger RNA. RefSeq lists its product as uncharacterized. The record is from RefSeq and is a predicted model, not a curated record. NCBI's taxonomy places the organism in Eukaryota, Viridiplantae, Streptophyta, Magnoliopsida, Brassicales, Brassicaceae. The coding region runs from base 1 to 756 and encodes 251 amino acids. The transcript has a single exon.
AUGGCAAACGUUGAGAAGCUCCAAUUCCCGGCUUUAGACAUCACUGGUGCUAAUUACAUAUCUUGGACCACCAACGUUGAACUUCACCUCGAAUCUCUGGGUUUAACGGAAACCAUCAAAGAGAAGAAUACCUCAACGGCCCAAGAAAAGGCGAAAUCGGUGAUCUUCCUUAGAAGACACCUAGAUGAAAGUAUCAUCUAUGAUUACGCACACAUGAGAGAUCCCCAAGAGCUUUGGAAGUCCCUUAAGGAUCGUUUCGAUCAUCAAAAGGACAUAACACUUCCACUUGCUCGGGAUGAGUGGCAAAAUCUGAGGUUUCAAGACUUUGACAAAGUGAUGAACUACAAUUCUGCAGUGUUAGGAAUUGUAGCUAAAUUAAGGUAUUGUGGUGAAACCAUUACGGAGUCUCAAAUGCUUGAGAAAACAUACACCACAUUCCAUAAAAACCACAUCACUCUGCAACAACAAUACCGGUUGCGUGGAUAUACCAAAUUUUCGGAUUUGAUUGUGGCACUCUUGAUAGCUGAGAAGAAUAACGAGCUCCUUAUUAAGAAUCACAUGACACGACCCACUGGAUCUAAAGCGUUUCCUGAAGCGAACGCAGUGGAUGUUAAGAAUCCAGUUAAAGAGAACAAAGCAUUUCGGGGACGUGGCCGUCGAAACUACCGCGGACGUGGGAGAAACUACAGCCCUCAGAAUAGGAAGUCAUUCCAGUGGAUUCGUUCUGAACAACCCCCAAAGGGAAAAGAACACUAA